Molecule: messenger RNA, 4407 nt
Organism: Parastagonospora nodorum SN15
Lineage: Eukaryota; Fungi; Ascomycota; Dothideomycetes; Pleosporales; Phaeosphaeriaceae
Exons: 3
Coding region: 1-4407 (1468 amino acids)
Biological process (GO): mRNA splicing, via spliceosome
Cellular component (GO): catalytic step 2 spliceosome
Molecular function (GO): helicase activity; mRNA binding
Source: RefSeq, a predicted model, not a curated record
AUGGAAGGAAUCAGGCAGGAAGGGUCGUCCGGCGCCCGAAAUGGCGCCAAUGCCGCGAAUGCGACCGGCUCGUCGAACCUGCACGCCCGUCCUACCGUCGCCGACUUGCACGGAGAGAACCACUUCGCGCAGGUCGCGAGAAAGAAUUGGUUGACGGCGAAGAAGACGCCCAAGGUGCGGCCCGAGGUGGUCAAGAAAGAGCUGUGGGACGAGCUGGAGGAUGGCGACUUUGCAUACUCGUCGCUACUCAUUCUGGAGAACCUGCAGCUGCUGGAGCGAUAUCUGUGGCCGGGCUUUACCGAGGAUGCGUCAAACUACCACCAUCUGCUUCUGGCCCUCAUGAUCAACGUGAAGAGAAGGGAGAAUCUGGCGUCUUGGGGUAAGGAGCUCUGUUCACAACACUUUGCGAGCAAGCCGGCCGAGUUCUCUUCCUUCUUCCGCCGCAUACUGUCCAUGACCGUCGACCCUGCACAGCCCUCCAAGAUCCGGACACAGCUGGUUUCCUUCGUCAUCGGCGCAUUCCAGUCCCUAGACAGCGGUCUCGUCCGAAAGGAGUGCGCGCCCCUGGUCGGCAUAUCGAUAUGGCAGAACCUGCACGCCGAUGCUGUGCGUGAGGCGCAGUUCGAAGAACACCAGAUGUUGCGCAAGGCCUGGAGAGCGACAUCGAAACGGUUCGACGCUGCAGACGAAGCGCUACAAGCCAGGUUACGGUUCGAGCGGACGUGGCUCUACUCUCUCGUCCUGGACUUCAUCAACAGGCUAUACAACAGCACCACCAAGGAGGAGAUUCGAGACAACUUGGCAUACUGCGAGCGCUUCAUGGAGCUGCUGACGGAUCUGGAGAGCCAGCUGCCAACCAGGAGAUAUGUCAACACAUUACUCAAGGACCUCAAUCUCCUGCCAGCAAUCAGACUAUCACCCCUGUACACGGACGAAGAGAACGGCUUGUUCAGGGAUCUUUUCAAUCUGUUGCAUCACUUCGCAAACUUCCCAAUCGAAGACCAGACUGGCAAGCAACUGUCAAAGCUAGAGUACGACCAGCAGCACUACGAUAUCUUGGCAAAGCUACAACGCACAGGCUACGCCGCAUUCCAGGAGAAGCUGCAGCUGAUGGCACUUGCAAACUAUGGCAGCAUUGGUAACAGGGAGGAGUUGCACGGCCACCUGCAAGUGCUGAGCGAUGACGAGCUAGUACAACUCUGCGCGCUCAUGGACCUCCGGACAGAAUACCCAGCCUCGACCUUCUUGGUCCGAGACCGCACGUUCUACAUGGAAGCCUUACUGUCACUAGUCGAGCAGAAGCCUACAUUCAAGGAUACUGUUCGCGACAUGCCAAUCUUGCCUACUGAGAAAAUACUCUACGAGACGACUUUCCUCAGGAACGAGUCCUACGACGGCUCUAGGCCACUAGCCAUCCCCAAGCUGAACCUGCAGUACCUCACAAUGGGCGACUUCCUCUGGAGAUCCUUCAUCCUCUACCGAGCCGAAGCUUUGUAUGGUAUCCGAAAGGACAUGGAGGACGUCGUGAAGAGGGUGAAGCCGCGAGGGAAGGGUGCCAACUCGAAGUUUGGUGGCAUAUCCAAAAUGUCGUUGCCCAUCAUGAAGCCAGCUGUGGUCGACGUAGCACCAUCGAAAGUGGGAGACGAACAUCCGGCCUACGUGCGAGCAGAGAUCGUUCUGGACGUCAGCCGCUUGCAGCACGGGGUCAGAAGAGAAUGGGAACAGCUCAAGACCGGUGAUGUCGUCUUCCUAGUCGCCAUCGAGGGACAGGAUGAUGUACCCAUGCGUAAUGGCAACAACAACGGGCUGAACUCCGGUGAGGAGUCAGGCCUUCACAAGCUCAGAUGCGCACAGGUCGUACAGGUGCUGGAUGAAAAUGGCCGACCUCUUCGCGAGCAAGUCCACACCGAUGGCUUUGCCCCUCGUGCCCGCCAGCGUCGACUCCUUGUCAAUAUUGACGCAAAGCAAUACCAGCACGACAUGGACAAUACUGCCGAGGGUCGACCCAACGUGUACGAGCACAUGAACCACAUUGUCCGCCGGCGAGGGCGGGAAAACAACUUCCUACCCAUCCUGGAGUCUAUCAAGCGCUUGACGCUUUCGGACAUUCCAGCUCCCUCGUGGCUUCAGGAAGUUUUCCUAGGCUAUGGUGAUCCUGCAUCUGCAUCGUACCAGCGACUGCAUAACAGACUGCAUUCAAUAGACUUCCGCGAUACCUUUCUGGAUUGGCAGCACCUGAUCGAGUCCUUGCCCGGCAAAUCUAUCGAACCCCACGAGGAAGCACAGACAUCAUUUGGGCCUCCGUACGUCGUGCAGUACCCUGCUGCAGCUGAACCAGAGAUCGCGCCUGCAAAGCCUUCGAAAAAGCGGCGUCGCGAUCAAGUCGAGGUUGCACAGCCUAUGCAUCAAUCACUGCAUGUCUCCACCUACAAGCCUCCGAACAUGGGGCCGUACCCUGCAGAUGCACAGAAGCUGAACACAGUGAGGUUCACCCCUGCUCAGGUUGACGCUAUCACUUCUGGCACGCAGCCUGGCUUGACGGUGGUGCUCGGACCCCCGGGCACCGGAAAGACGGACGUUGCGACCCAGAUUAUAUCCAAUAUAUAUCACAACUUUCCGGACCAACGGACCUUGCUAGUGGCGCACAGCAACCAGGCGCUGAACCAGCUCUUCCAGAAGAUCGUGGCGCUUGACAUCGAUGAACGACAUCUGUUGCGUCUUGGCCAUGGCGAGGAAGACCUUCAGACCGACGCCAGCUACAGUAAGCACGGCAGAGUGGAGUCUUUCCUCGAAAGAGGACAGUACUACCUGUCCGAGGUCGAUCGUCUGGCGAGAAAUUUUGGCGCGCCCGGUGCCCAUAGCAGCUCGUGCGAGACUGCAGGUUACUUCAAUCUUGUCUAUGUGAAGCCCGCUUGGACGCAAUACUGGGACAGCGUCUCGUCUGACGAGUCCAGUGUAGAACAAAUAGUCGCAGAGUUCCCGUUCAGAGACUAUUUCUCCAACGCACCUCAGCCACUGUUCCCGCCCACAGCAGAUCGCAGUCAAGCGUUAGACAUUGCGCAAGGCUGCUAUCGCCAUGUCGAGAAGAUCUUCACAGAGCUCGAGGACAUCCGUCCAUUCGAGAUUCUCCGCAACCCCCGCGACAAAGCAAAUUACUUGUUGGUCAAGGAGGCGCGCAUCAUCGCCAUGACCUCGACGCAUGCUGCCAUGCGAAGACAGGAGAUUGCUGACUUGGGAUUUCACUAUGACAAUGUGAUCAUGGAAGAAGCCGCUCAGAUCACGGAGAUUGAGAACUUCAUCCCACUUGCUCUACAAAAUCCUCAGAAUGGAGAGCUGCCAUUGCAACGCAUCGUGCUUGUCGGUGACCAUCUCCAAAACUCGCCCGUCAUCCAAAAUCUGGCCUUCAGGCAGUAUGCCAAUCUUGAGCAGUCUCUCUUUCAGCGCCUCGUGCGUCUCGGUGUACCAACGAUCGCGCUUGAUCAGCAAGGUCGUGCGCGCGCCUCGCUUGCAGAGCUGUACAAGUGGCGCUACCCCAAGCUAGACAACUUGCCGUCAGUGCUCUCGUCUCCAGAGUUCCAGAUUGCCAACGCAGGUUUCAAGUACGACUACCAGUUCAUCGAUGUUCCUGACUACAAAGGCAAGGGUGAGCAGGAGGUGGCGCCUCACGUGCUGGCCAACGAGGGUGAGGCUGAAUAUGCAGUUGCAAUCUUCCAGUACAUGCGACUGCUCGGCUAUCCAGCAAACAAGAUCUCAAUCUUGACAACAUAUGCCGGACAGAAAGCUCUGAUCGGAGAGGUGCUGGGGCGGAGAUGUAAAGGCAAUCCUCUGACAGGCAUGCCGCGAAUCGUUGCGACUGUGGACAAGUACCAGGGUGAACAAAACGACUUCAUCAUCCUCUCCCUAGUCCGCACCCGCAGCAUCGGCUACCUCCGCGACAUCCGCCGCCUUACCGUCGCCUUAUCCCGCGCCCGCCUAGGUCUCUACAUCCUCGGCCGCCGCUCCGUAUUCGAAUCCGUCUUCGAACUCAAACCCGCAUUCGACGUACUCUUCCAACGCCCCGACAAGCUCUCCCUCAUCACCGACGAAAUGUUCGGCGAGACGACGCGCCCCGCCGCGGCACUAGACGUCGAAGGCGAAGCCGUCAUGGAAGGCGUGGAGCAUUUGGGUAAAUACGUGUACGACAUGCAGAAUGCGAAGUUUGAGGCGCUCAAGGCUAAUGGUGGGCAACUACCGACCCGGGAGAUUAAUAUGAGAGAUGCGGUGGUUGAUGAGGAUGGGGAGGAGAAUGUGCUGAUACCCGAGGAAGUUGGGGAUGAUUUUGGCGAGGAUGAGGAUGAGGACUUUGAGGUUAGGAGUAGCGGGCGGCAUUUGGAAGUGCAAGCGACGAGCAGUGUACAAUUAGAUUAG